AUGGAACUUAGCUGGGCGACGACGACCGCGCUGCUCGUGUUUUUGGCGGUUGCGGCGCGCGGGGGCGGCGCCGCGCCGUCUUUGUUUGACCUCGCGGAGGACCGCUACCUCAAGGACGAAGACGUCACGGACGCUAUCUGCAAACUGACGCAACCGGCCGGCGGCAACCUGACGGGUAUGCUCAGCUUUCAGCAAAACGACCCGGAAGACUUGGUGACGAUAAUCGGCGACAUUUCCGGACUGUCGCCCGGUUUCCACGGUUUCCACAUCCACAUGAAGGGUGACCUCACCAAUGGCUGUGAAAGUACCGGCCACCACUUCGACGUGGGUCGAGGCAUGUGGCACGGCGCCCGACAGGACGUGGUCCGGCACGUGGGCGACUUGGGCAACGUGGAAGCGGACGCCAGGGGGGACGCCCAGUUCGUCAUAUUCGACAGGCUGCUCUCCCUCAACGGACCAAACUCCAUCGUGGGACGCUCCGCCAUUAUCCACAAGCAAGAGGACGACCUCGGCUUAGGAGGCACCAUCGAAAGCCGCGAAACGGGAAGAUCGGGUCCAAUCAUCGCUUGUGGCGUAAUUGGCAUCGCCCAGCCACGAGCCUAG
This is a messenger RNA of Ixodes scapularis (black-legged tick), 603 nucleotides long. RefSeq names its product superoxide dismutase [Cu-Zn]-like. The transcript is spliced from 4 exons. Gene Ontology annotation, molecular function: superoxide dismutase activity; copper ion binding. The record is from RefSeq and is a predicted model, not a curated record. NCBI's taxonomy places the organism in Eukaryota, Metazoa, Arthropoda, Arachnida, Ixodida, Ixodidae. Gene Ontology annotation, biological process: removal of superoxide radicals. The coding region runs from base 1 to 603 and encodes 200 amino acids.